GCUUUGGCUACACACCUUGGUCCAGCCACCUGGCCUGACUGUAACAGGUAUCAGGAAGCCUUGCUGGUCAAGUUGUGCGCAGCCUUUCCGGGUUCCACCACCAAAGAUGGCGUUCAACAGGUGCGGUGGCGGACAGUACUGGAGAAGUACAACCUAAUAAGAGAGAUGGUAUUCAACAGUCAGCGCGUGAUACAGAAUACACGCAUUCAGCUAUCUGAUAUAAACCAGCGCACCUUGACUGCUUGGUUCAGUGCUCGUGGAAAGCGCAGAGAAAGAACCUUGCUGGAACAGGGACUUGCCCUUCAGUAAGUUCCACUGGUAGCGCCUGAAUCACUGCCAGCGCCCCUUAAAAGGCCAGUUUCCUUGGAAAUGGGAACCACUGAACCACACAAGUUCCCCAUCCAGAUCAGCACGAAAGGCUCUCUAAUUCAUCAAGUGCGCAGAAGAAUCCUGCCACCAGAUGAGGUAAAGCAUGAAGUGCCGGUGCCCAUAGCACCAGCACCAUUGGUGCGUUUUGUGACUGCUCCCGCUCCUGACCUGGCACUGACUUCGUCGAUUUCAGCCCCAGCCGAAUCUUACCUGCCAUACUCUACAAAGCAUUACAGGAAGAGGAAGCUGGAGGCUGAGCAGGCAGGGGAGUUCCGGAGACAGUACAACAAGAAACUGCCCUACCGCAGCUGCAACAAAUGUUUUGAGGACAGGAAUACGGGUGGGCACAAACAGUACUAUGGAAAUUGGUGGUGCCCCUUCAAGUCAUCAGAGUCUUAUGAAGAGUGGAUAGAUGCUCUUAAGUUGAAGGGCUAUGGAAAGAAGAAACCAAAUGAAAAAAGUUAAACAUUAAUAGCUGGACAUUCAUCAUUCACACUUAAACAAUAUCUGGAUAUAAUAGCAUUUUUUGGCACUGUGCUUUUGGACUUA
Dreissena polymorpha is the source of this 918-nucleotide messenger RNA. RefSeq lists its product as uncharacterized. The record is from RefSeq and is a predicted model, not a curated record. The coding region runs from base 370 to 834 and encodes 154 amino acids. The transcript has 2 exons. Lineage: Eukaryota; Metazoa; Mollusca; Bivalvia; Myida; Dreissenidae.